Messenger RNA from Amphibalanus amphitrite, 3741 nucleotides. RefSeq names its product adenosine 3'-phospho 5'-phosphosulfate transporter 1-like. The record is from RefSeq and is a predicted model, not a curated record. Gene Ontology annotation, molecular function: 3'-phosphoadenosine 5'-phosphosulfate transmembrane transporter activity. Gene Ontology annotation, cellular component: endoplasmic reticulum membrane; Golgi membrane. The transcript is spliced from 8 exons. Lineage: Eukaryota; Metazoa; Arthropoda; Thecostraca; Balanomorpha; Balanidae. The coding region runs from base 94 to 1380 and encodes 428 amino acids. Gene Ontology annotation, biological process: transmembrane transport.
CUUCGGGCCACAAAAAAGGGUAUACUUCAACGUUGGGCUACCAUACAAACAACGGCCAUAUUAAAGCUGGUUUCUUCUUCUUGCACCAGGACAAUGUCUGAGCCAAACUCUGCCACGGCUGCUGCCCAGCAGCUGUACUGGUCAAGUGUUCACGACACUUGGGUUACCAGGCUAUUCAUCAACCUGCUUGGAUACAGCUCCAUUAUCAUACCAGGCUACCUGUUGAUCAAGUACUUCAAAAGCAAGAACUAUGAAGAUAGGACAGGAGAGCGGGGCUGUAUGGACGCGGCCGUGCGCUCGUGUGUGUUCGGGGCGGACGGCGCCUCCCUACUGCCCACCACGGAGCCCAGUGGCGCCGGCUCCGGGUCCUCCAGCGGCCCGCGCGAGCACCCGCCUCUGCGACAGGCCAUGGUGCUUGUGUUCUGCGUGGUGGGUCUGCUCGGAUCCUACCUCAGCUGGGGCGUGCUGCAGGAGAAAAUCAUGACCAAGGAGUACGAUAAUGGCACACCGGAGCGGGGCCGGUUCUCCGACUCGCAGUUCCUGGUGUUUGUGAACCGCGUGUUCGCGCUGCUGCUGUCGGCGGCGUACCUGGCGGUGGUGCGCCAUCAGCGUCACCGCGCGCCGCUCUACAAGUACUCGUACUGCAGCUUCUCCAACAUCAUGUCCAGCUGGUGUCAGUACGAGGCGCUCAAGUUUGUCAGCUUCCCCACACAGGUGUUGGCAAAAGCGUCGAAGAUUAUACCUGUGAUGCUUAUGGGUAAAAUAGUGAGCAAGAACAAAUAUGAAUAUUACGAAUAUGUUGUUGCUAUACUUAUUUCUAUUGGAAUGACGUUCUUCCUAAUGGGAGCAACUGAGGAAAAGAACAAGGGCACGGUGACCACCUUCAGCGGAAUCAUCAUCCUGAUCGGCUACAUGGUGUUCGACUCGUUCACCUCCAACUGGCAGAACGCCCUGUACAAGGAGUACAGCGUCUCCUCAGUGCAGAUGAUGUGCGGCGUCAACCUCUUCAGCUGCCUCUUCACCACCGUCUCGCUGCUGCAGCAGGGCGGCUUCGUCACCAGCGCCCACUUCAUGAUGAAGUACCCGACGUUUCUGGCCGACUGUCUGAUGCUGUCGGUGUUCUCGGCCGCCGGCCAGAUGUUCAUCUACUACACCAUCUCCCAGUUCGGAGCCGUCGUCUUUACAAUCAUUAUGACCAUGCGGCAGGGCCUGGCCAUCCUGAUCUCGUGCCUGCUCUACCACCACGCCAUCUCUCCGACGGGCGUCAUCGGCAUAUUCAUCGUGUUCGCCGCCAUCUUCUUCCGCAUCUUCAGCUCGUUCCGGCACCGGCAGCUGAAGCGGGCCGGACAGCAGCCUGCCGCCGGCGUCGCCAAAGUAUGAUCCCCGGGUGGGGGCUGUCCCGACGGGCGGUGCUUGCAGUUCGGCCAGGCCUCGAGACGCCACGGCGCGGUUCACCAGGCUAGGAGACGCCAGGUGCUGAGGGGAGUGUUCCCUGUGAGCCCACCAGGUCAUCACACAGGUUACUCGAUGGCUGUUCUUCAGGCGCUCUCCUACCGCCCGAUAUGUGUGUUUGGAGUGUGUGAGAGAUGGUCCGAAUGUGUAGUUUGGAGUGAAUGUCUGGUGUGUGCUGACAGGGGAGCAGUUGCAGUGUUGAGUCGAGUCUGCCGAGUGGUGUUUGGGGCAGUCAUGGUGGCAGGGCUGGUGGGUUCGGUUUGGGAAGUGACCGGCUGGUGGCUCGCUUCUGGUAGAGGCUAUUUUGAACUUUGAGUGUUGUGGGAGUUUUUGAUGGUUUUGGAGGCUUAUUGGUGUACCAGGAUUCGGAUUAGGCUCUAUUUAUUUAGAUUUUUUGUUCGAUCUCGUGCUUCAAGUUAGUAGGUUUUAACUAAUGAGUAAUUUAUUUUUUAAUUUAUAUUUAUAACUAUUAUUUGGGGCCAUUCUCAAAUUUCAUCCUUCAGUUUGUUGGUGACGUAUAAACUAUAAACCACCGUUAGUUAUGUUGAAACCUUCAAAACGCGUAUCCAACGCGCGUCGUUAUAUUGAGUCAUGGUUGACAAGUUUUAUCAGUAUUUUUCACUGAGAGGCUUACGUUACUGUGGGUUAUGAAAAGGUAACAAGAAGAAUGUUUCCUGUCAAUCUAGUCGAUUCUAUUCUAGACCGCCAGGAUUCGGUACCACAGGGAAAAGUGUUGGAACUCGAAAUGUUGAGGCUAGUGACUGCCGUUUCUGAAAUCGCCUACCGAUAAUGGAAGAGAGGACCAUAUAAUGUCCAAUGUUUGUAUUAUAUCUGUACAUUGACCGGUAGGUGGUGGCUUUGCACCCAGCGCCAAAUGUGUCUUUCCUCGUUACGUUCAGCUGCGACUAGGUGUCGCUCUAAUCAGAGGAAGGCACUUUGCGUUUCGUCGCUAUCACGACUUUCGGGACAGGAUAACUAUGAGAUAGUUUCGAGUCUGCCUUCGACCGCUCAACUUAUUGUUAGGUUGUUAAAUUGUUUUUCCCUGUAGCCUUGGAGCCGCUGUUUGGAGGGUAUCAUGUGCAGUUAGCUGUAAUAAUUUGGACUGUCGACCGCUGCACGUCGAGUAUACUCAUGGGGCGCUGUCAUAUUAGCGCUGGGGCGGUGGCCCGAACGAUAGAGUGGCUGGCGGGUGCUCCAAUGGACGCGGACGGUGCUGGGGCGGCUUGGGGUAGGUAAUGCCAACCCCUGGGACAUUUGCUGUGGACUUGUGUGCUUUCUGGCUUUAUCGCUAGAUCUGUUGCUUGCUUCCAGGUGGCUGCGAGGAAUCCAGGCCGCUGAUUCCUUCGUAGGCGCUUUUUGCUUCUUGUUAGCCGAUCUGCUUGUUAUAAUAGAUUGUUAUGCUUUUUUACCCUAUUAGUUGCCUAUGAACUCAACAUUUGCCUUUAUCGCUUCUGGCUUUUUGCGUACUUCGCUACCUUCUGCUGCUCACAAAAGUCCCUUAUAAGUGCUGAAGGUAUCUGUUCCUACCUAGAGGAAUAUUCAACGCCAGCGUAGCCUGCCCAAGUGCACAACUUUGCAAUAUUCCUGUGGACUAAUAAGGGUCUGAUUUCUUGUGUCGUGUGUCACAAAUGGGUCCACUGGUUUUUUUGCAUGGAACUUGGAUUAAGGGAACCAGUCCUCUAUAACACUGAUGGUGCCAUUUCGAUCAACCAUCAUUAAUCUACUCAUAGUCUGCUUGAUUAUUUGCCGAUUCCUUCGCAGUGUCGCACGUUGUUGCUUGCCAUUGAUAAUCAACCGCGAGGGACACUUGACCUUCGCGGGCUUCCGCAGGAUUUUAAUGUUUAACUCCAGCUCUCGUCUGUACAGAAGUUUUAUUUGUUUCUGUUGCUAUUUUUGGGGUUCUUUUUACUGAUAACCUGAUAAGAGUGCACAAUUCCGUGUGGCGUGUUCGCUUGUGUUCUUAUUUUGUUUCUUUUUCAGACGCAUCUUUCGGGCAUUUCUAUUCAUUCUGCCAAAGAAGUAAAGCACUGCUAGCACAGUUUCCGCCAUGGUCCGUCCGCUCUCACUGUCGUGUUUGUGUCACCGCGUGUUCGGAAUCUCUGUGUUUGGUGGACGUACAACGACGUGUUCCGUGACCGUUUGUGUCUUUGUGUGCGCUGGAAACUUGUUUUAGGUGGGAGGUGCAUUGUUAGUGCUAAGGAAUAUUUAUUUUUGGCAAGAUAAGUGGAAGAUUGUGAUGGCUUUUUGUACUUUUUGCGCAAUGUGCUUCAAUAAAUGCGCAAAUAUUAA